UGGUUCCUCCUCCGGCUAUCCGGUCUGAGGUUUUUGGCACUACUGGGCUUCCGUCCGUACUCGGCGCUUUGCGGUGAAACAAAGUAUCUUCAUUAUCCUGUGUGUAUCACGUAUGUGCCUUUGCGCACGAUUCAAUCAUUGCAGGCGUAUUUUUGCAUCACGGAGCCACCCAUGUCGUCGGACGCCCUGAAGAAGCGAAAGUCGAAGGUUCUCCGCAAUGAAGGAGGAACCCCAGAGAUGAAGCGAGGUCGCGGAGAUGGGGACCAGCCGGAUGUGCGUGUGUAUAGUGAGGAGGUGGAGCUGGACAGCAGGGACCCUGAACAGGACUACCUGCAGUACAAAGAGUCAUGUGAGAGUUUGGCCACACUCAUGAGUGAGAUCCAGGAUCUUAAAGCCAACGGAGCCAAAGAGGGGUGUCCUGAGGUGGAGCAGAGACGUAUGCAGAGCUGCAUCCACUUCAUGAACCUGAAAAAACUCAAUCGCCUGGCUCAUAUGCGACUAAAGAGAGGCAGAGACCAGACACACGAGGCAAAGCAGAGAGUGGAUGUACUGCACCUUCAGUUACAGAACCUGCUGUAUGAAGUUAUGCAUCUUCAGAAGGAGAUCAGCAAGUGUCUGGAGUUCAAGUCUAAGCAUGAGGAAAUAGAUUUGGUGUCUGAGGAAGAGUUUUACCAGGAGGCGCCACAGGAAAUUUCCAGGCCUCAACUCACAAAAAAUGAUCCCCACCAACUCACACUGGCACGACUGGACUGGGAGCUUGAACAGAGGAAGAGGUUGGCAGAGAAAUACAAGGAGUCACAGGCCACAAAGGAGAAGAUCCAGAAGAGCAUCGAGGUGAAGAAGGAACAUCUGACAAGUUUGCAGCCAGGACUCAAUGCCAUCAUGCAGGCCUCUCUCCCAGUGCAGCAGUACCUGUCCAUGCCUUUUGAACAGACUCAGAAACAAACAGAGAUUGCCCGCCACCUGCCUCCACCUCUCUACGUCCUGUUUGUUCAAGCCAAUGCCUAUGGCCAGGCCUGUGACAAGAACCUGAUUGUCUCAAUCAGUGGUGAUGUGGAUGAGGCCAAGGCCCUGUCCAAACCUCCAGAAGAUUCCCAGGAUGAUGAGAGUGAUUCAGAUGCAGAGGAGGAGCAAGAGAAAACAAAGAGGAGAAGGCCAACUACAGGCGGCCAGCUGGAUGACAAAAGACGGGAGAUGCUGAAAAGGCACCCUCUGUCCCUCUGCUUAGACCUCAAGUGUAAAGAUGGCAGUAUCCUUCAUCUCUACUUCUACUACCUGAUGAAUCUGAACAUUAUGACUGUCAAGACCAAGGUCUCCACCUCCAUAGACCUCAACACAGCCAUCAGCGCAGGGGAUCUGCUGAAAUCAGACACUGUACUCUGCUGUCUCUACUCUAGCGACCAGGGACGAGAAACACCCAAUCCAGCUAAUCGCUACCAGUUUGAUAAAGUCGGGAUUGUUUGCUUUGCUGAUUAUGUGGAGGAGCUGGGCCAUCCCUACAUGUGGGUUCAGAGUCUUGGAGGACUACAUUUUCCCAAAGAUGCCUCAGAGGGUGUGCGUGUGGGCAGUUCUCUGUGUGCCAGCCAAAUGGAGAGCACCAUAAAGCUGCUGAGGGGACGAGUCCAGUCCCGCCUGGCUUUGCACAAACAGUUUGCCUCUUUAGAGCACAGCAUCAUCCCGGUCUCCACUGAGUGUCAGCACCUCUUUCCUGCCAAGAUUAUCUCCCAUUUAGCUCGCUGGACCACUAUCACUCACGAGGAGUAUAUGGAUCUGCCAUAUACACGUCAUGUGACUGAUGCUGGGCUGGCAAAGGAGACUGAUAUGUACUUUAUGGGUGUGGUGGAGAGGGGCACAGCUCGUCUCCAGGCCGCUGUGGUGCUGAGUCCCCGUUACCCAGAAAUCUCUCCUCUUUUCUCCCUCUCUCUCAGCUGGAAGGGAGAGCGCAGUGGACGCACUGAUGACAACCUACGAGCCAUGGAGAGUGAGGUCAAUGUGUUCAAAAAUGAACUACAGGGCCCACGUCCAGGAUACCAGCUCCUGACCAAUCAGAUUUCACGUCUGUGCGUCUGCCUGGAUGUGUAUCUGGAGACUGAAGGACAAGAUGACAGCGUGGAGGGACCACGAGAGUUUCCCAGAGAGAAGAUGUGCUUGCGCACUGUCAGGGGCCCAAAUCGUCUGAAGCCAUUCAAGUACAACCAUCCCCAGGGCUUCUUCAGUCACCGCUAAAUCUGUCCACAUGCUUCUCUCUACUGUACUUUACAACUCCCUUAAGCUUACCUUUGUGACUAUUUGACACACAAAGUAUACCUUUUUAAAAGCCUUUUUAACACUUUGAAAAUAAAAGAACACCAGGUUAUUUUCUUGAA
Siniperca chuatsi (mandarin fish) is the source of this 2366-nucleotide messenger RNA. RefSeq names its product THO complex 5 (gene thoc5). Gene Ontology annotation, cellular component: THO complex part of transcription export complex. The record is from RefSeq and is a predicted model, not a curated record. Gene Ontology annotation, molecular function: mRNA binding. Lineage: Eukaryota; Metazoa; Chordata; Actinopteri; Centrarchiformes; Sinipercidae. Gene Ontology annotation, biological process: positive regulation of DNA-templated transcription, elongation; mRNA export from nucleus. The transcript is spliced from 20 exons. The coding region runs from base 172 to 2226 and encodes 684 amino acids.